GCGCGCCGAGGCGGUCGAUGGGCCAGCUGACUCGCCGCCGCACCGGCCAUUUCCCGCCGGCCCGGCCCGGAGCGGAGCCCGGCUUCUCCCCCCGGGCGCCAAGCCGCCUCUCCCAGCGGCAGGCACCAUGCCUCCCAAAUUCAAGCGGCACCUGAACGACGAGGAGGUGACGGGCUCGGUGAGGAGCGAGCGGAGGAACCUGUUGGAGGAAGAUUCAGAUGAAGAGGAGGACUUUUUCUUGAGAGGGCCUUCUGGACCAAGAUUUGGACCCAGGAAUGACAAGAUCAGGCAUGUCCAGAACCAGGUGGACGAAGUCAUCGACGUUAUGCAGGAGAACAUCACAAAGGUGAUCGAAAGAGGCGAGCGGCUGGAUGACCUGCAGGAUAAAUCAGAAAGUUUAUCAGACAAUGCAACAGCUUUUAGCAACAGAGCCAAGCAGCUUCGGAGACAGAUGUGGUGGCGAGGCUGCAAGAUGAAGGCAAUCAUAGCGUUGGUGACAGUCAUUCUCCUGCUUGUGAUCAUUGUACCCAUAGUCCUGAAAUAUCAUACCUGACGGGACAGCUGGAGGCUUCGGUGGAGCUGUCUCUGGGAUCACCAAACUGCUGUGUAAUUUAAGUGAGAUAUCUGUAUAUAGCUUUGAAGUUGUUUUUCUCCAAGGAGUGAGGAGGCUGUGGCAAGUAACCAGUUCUGACACACACCAUUUUAAGAACUGCCAAAUUAUCCCUUUUUUUUUUUAUUAUUAGUAUUUUUUGGUUGAGUACCUGCUCCUGCCAUCAGAUGUUUUUUAUAACAGAAGAUUCAGUUCCCAAACCACCUGUUUUGUGGAAUUCUGGGUCUCUGCUUUGGAGCUGCCUACUUGCCACUACAGGCUAUCUGUAUAUAUGGCUGAGUUGUAAUAUUAAUAAUAAUACUGUUUGAGCCAUUCUCCACUGCCUGCUGUGGAAAGGCAGAGGGGAUUCUGUCCUUUAAUUGGAGCAAAGGAGGGGAAAAAAUCUCAAGAGAAACCACUACAGGGAACCAAGCUUCUGGUGGAGAACUGCAAGGGCAGUGUUGUUCACAGAAAAAAAAAGGGGGGGGGGGGAAUAAAUAAUUAGGUUUUACAAUCCAGAAGACUUUCUGGCCCUGCGAUGUGAAUGCACAAGCUCAGUGUUUUCAGUAUUGCUGCUUACAGCUGUGACUAAAGACAUUCCAGUAAACCUAUUUUUGACUGUA
This is a messenger RNA of Apus apus (common swift), 1212 nucleotides long. It is a transcript of the gene VAMP4, whose product is annotated as vesicle associated membrane protein 4. The transcript has 8 exons. Bases 128 to 553 code for a protein of 141 amino acids. NCBI's taxonomy places the organism in Eukaryota, Metazoa, Chordata, Aves, Apodiformes, Apodidae. The record is from RefSeq and is a predicted model, not a curated record. Gene Ontology annotation, cellular component: membrane. Gene Ontology annotation, biological process: vesicle-mediated transport; Golgi ribbon formation.